CACACUUUUAUAAAACAAAAUUUUGGCCACACUUGCUAGUGCGUCACUUUGUUAAUCAAAAUAUUAGAAAAAAUCAAAUUUACGCCUUAAGGGUGCAGCGAGCGGCCUGCAAACGGUGUUAAUUGACGCGCAACUCGUUCGGCCAUCGGGAAGUGCAGAAACGGCGAUGCGAAAAACGCUGACACUCGGGAUUUUUUGUUCUUAAAUUUUUUUACUUACGGCAGCCACUCGCAUACACACAUACACGCGCGCGAACACAUACGCAGUUCACACACACACAGGCACGAACACGAACAGAGAGGCGAAGAAGGAAGCAGAGAAGAGGAACGAGUGGAGAGAAGGAGGCGGCAAAAGGCGAAGCAGAAGAAGCAGAAGGCGAAGACCAUCAACUUAAAAUUUGCGAGGCUCCUUGGGACACAGGCGAGUCUACUUGGCGCAGCGAACGAAUUACACCCGCCCGGCACACAGCACACAGCAUGUUCAGUAGACAUGGGCGGAUUCCUGGAUAAGCCGAAAACCGCCAAGCACAAUGACCAGGGCGAGGGCAAUAAGCUGCUCUUCGGCGUCAGCUCAAUGCAAGGCUGGCGCUGUGAGAUGGAGGAUGCCUACUACGCGCGCGCCGGUCUCGGAGAUUCGCUCAAUGAUUGGAGCUUCUUCGCUGUAUUCGACGGCCAUGCCGGCUGCAAGGUGUCCGAGCACUGUGCUAAGCAUCUGCUGGACAGUAUCGUUAGCACCGAGGAGUUCAUUAGCGGUGAUCACGUGAAGGGCAUACGCACGGGCUUCCUGCGCAUCGACGAGGUGAUGCGGGACUUGCCAGAGUUCACCAAGGAGGAGGAGAAAUGCGGGGGCACUACUGCCGUCUGCGCCUUUGUCAGCCUCACCCAAGUGUACAUCGCCAAUUGCGGGGAUUCCCGUGCCGUUCUCUGUCGCCAAGGAGUGCCGGUCUUCGCCACGCAGGACCACAAACCCAUUCUGCCCGAGGAGAAGGAGCGCAUCCACAAUGCCGGUGGCAGUGUUAUGAUCAAGCGCGUUAACGGCACGCUGGCCGUCUCAAGAGCCUUGGGCGAUUAUGACUUUAAGAACGUCAAGGAGAAGGGCCAGUGCGAGCAGCUGGUUUCCCCCGAACCGGAGAUCUUCUGUCAGAGCCGCCAAGAUAGCGAUGAGUUUCUGGUCCUCGCCUGCGAUGGCAUCUGGGAUGUGAUGACCAACGAGGAUGUGUGCAGCUUCAUUCACUCGCGACUGCGCGUGACAAGCGACCUGGUGAGCAUUGCCAAUCAGGUCGUGGACACUUGUUUGCACAAGGGCAGUCGGGAUAACAUGAGCAUCAUCAUCAUUGCCUUCCCGGGAGCACCGAAGCCCACAGAGGAGGCGAUAGAGGCUGAGCAUCGGCUGGAGAAGCAAAUCGAGAAGAUCACAAGAGACGAGAUAGAGUCUAGCAAGGUGACCGACUAUGUGGACCUGCUUAAGUGUCUGCAGAACAGAGACGACAUCGAGGGUCUUCCACCGGGUGGCGGCCUGCAGUCCAAGUAUCACGUUAUCGAGCGCACAUUCAAGCAGGAGUUUCCGGAUCGACCAUGUGAACCGUAUGCAUAUGAUGAUAUAUGAGUUUUGUAAUUGAUAAUUGUUCAUUUUUAAAACCAAACAAACAAACCACCAACCAACAAACCAACCAACCACCAACCAACCAACCAACAAGAGAGCAAAAGAUAAUUUAAAACCAUCCUUCUCUGCUUCACAUAUUGCUAAAUAGUCCAACGCAUUAGGUUCGCAGUCGAAAAAAUGAAAAACUAAACAAAAAAACCAGUUAAAAAACGAAGAAAGCAACUUGAACGAAGCAUACAAACAAAACACAAGAAAGAACACACCAAACAGUUUUCUACUUUGAUAAAAACACAAAAGAAAAACCUACAGAAUAAUGAUGAUAAAAAAUAAGCAUUACGAUACAUUUCUAGUUUGUACGAAGCCUCAAGUCCUAGAACACAACAACCAACCACACACCAGAACACCACAGUACACCAUAAAGGCAGAAAACACACCACAAUACACAACAAUUCUAAGAUAAAGAAAGGAGGGAUCCAGAACAGAGCCGUACCUAUAUAAGCACAGACCUCAGAGAACCAGAACUGGAAUUGGCUCAAAGCCAGCAGCAGCAGAUGAUUACUGCAACACUGAUCCACCCGAACCGUCGUCUUACCAUGUAAAUGUCCGAACCUAACCCUCUGUGUGCCCCAUUCGUUCCGUCAUCUCCUCAUCGUUCAUACAGACAACUCUUCUCUUGAAACCGUGAAGAGGGCCACACCAAUUAUGCAGAAACCGAAGCGGAAACCGAUGAUAAAAGCCCGAUUCUUGUGUGUACGAUGAACUUUUAUUAUUUCAAAAUAAACAAAAAAUGUAUUAACUAUA
Drosophila kikkawai is the source of this 2403-nucleotide messenger RNA. It is a transcript of the gene alph, whose product is annotated as protein phosphatase alphabet. The record is from RefSeq and is a predicted model, not a curated record. Gene Ontology annotation, molecular function: manganese ion binding; magnesium ion binding; protein serine/threonine phosphatase activity. NCBI's taxonomy places the organism in Eukaryota, Metazoa, Arthropoda, Insecta, Diptera, Drosophilidae. Gene Ontology annotation, biological process: peptidyl-threonine dephosphorylation; negative regulation of stress-activated MAPK cascade. Gene Ontology annotation, cellular component: nucleus; cytosol.